AUGCCUGCCCUGCUAAAGCUAUCUCGCUCGAUCGAGAAUCUGCGCGAGACGUUCCGCAGUCAACCCGCGUCUUAUGAAAAGAAGAAGAAUUAUCAUUACCGACGGGUCGUAGGGAGAGGGACGUUUGGGAAGGUGUUGAAACGUUACCCGCAAAAACCGGGCAAACGCGACGUUGCACUUAAAGUGGUCAAAAAGUCCGUCCUGAAGCGUGCGGAUAAGGAUAUUGUCACUUUUGAGUGUAAUAUCUUGAGUAAAUUGAAUCAUAUGAAUAUUGUACGGUUCUACGAAUGCUUUGAAUCGCAUAAUUCGUAUUAUAUGUCCUUCGAGUACGCUGCGGGCGGCGAGCUCUUUGAUCAACUAAAACAGCGCGGAGGCAAGUUCACGGAAGUCGAUGCAAAACAAUGUGUUCGUUCGAUCUUAAAUGGUGUAGAGUACUUGCAUGACAAUGGGAUCGUGCAUCAUGAUUUAAAACCUGAGAACAUCCUCCUCCGUACAAGAGCUCGCAACGCGGAUAUAGUACUGGCUGACUUCGGCGCAGCUCGACAUGUCAGACACCCGGACGACUUGUUAUACUGUGAUACUGGAACAUAUGACUACUCCCCUCCUGAAAUCUUUACUCGUAAAGGUCAUGGGACAAAGUUAGACAUUUGGGCUGUUGGUGUAAUUACACACGCAAUACUCUCAGGCAUGAUGCCCUUCCCUAACGAAACGCUCGCUGUCCUUAGACAGGCCAUUCUCCGCUGUCAACUUGCGUUCGAAGGACGUUACUGGACCAAAGUCUCACCCACUGCGAAAGCAUUCGUCUCCUUCCUUGUUCAUGCCGACCAGAAAACGCGCCCGACAGCUUCGGAGGCACUUGGGCAUCCAUGGCUCUGUCCCGAGGCGGAAGCAGAAGCAGAUGAACGAGGAACAGAAGCGCAGAAACGUACGAAGGAUGUUCCGAAUAAGAAGAGUGGGGAGACUGAGAGUGGAGAUGAGGAAGAAGUGAAGAUUUCGAUCGUCCCGACACAGAGCAUUCCGGACCUUCCGGGUCUUCGCGAAAACUACUCGUCCAUCGCACGUGCCAGAUGGCGUAUCGCGAUCGACAGCGCAAUUGCCGUUAAUCGACUCCGCGAAGGGGGUCGUGCUUAUUCGCGUCGCGUUUCCGAAUCGCGAGAACAGUUAGAAUACCCGUCGCGCGCGAGCACGAGUAUGAGCAUGUUGAGUGUGACGAGUACACAGAGCACGUUGGGAGGUUGGGGUGAUAGUACAGACAAUGUACCGGGGAGUUUGGAGGAGAGGGCGAACUCGCCGGAACAUUUGAAAGAAUUGGAGAAGCUCGUGAGCUCGGGAAUGAUUGAGAGGAGUUUGGCGAAUUCACCUACGCCACCGCCGUCUAUUACUGUGCCUUCCGGUAGGACUUCACGUUCAGAGAUGGUCCCGGGGCUGCCACGAUCGACGUCUCCUUUACCGGUACAAACCCACGCGCAUAAGCGGAGCCGGAGCCAGAAUCAAUUACACGCGCAAAUUCAGGCGUAUCGUAGUGCACCCACCCGUGCACUACCUCCUCCACCGCCUUCACAAGACGGUGAACCUUCACCAGAGGAACAGCCCAACCAAUCCCAGACACGACCACGAUUCCAAAUUCAACCUCAACCUCUCCGCCGUGCAAGCUCGAGCACACCCUCGGAGACGGAAACGUCCUCCUCAGGCGACUGUUCCUAUUCCUAUUCCUACUCCUACUCGAACUCCUACUCUGGGUCGACGUCUGUCUCGACUUCUGGGUUUGCUGCAUCACAGUCUAACACAGGAUGCAGAGACGCUAAUGCUUCCUCCGUGUCCGGUUCUGCUUCUGUAUGCGGAUCUAGGUAUGGAUCUGGGUACUCUUUGCGGUCUGGUUCUGGGGCUUCUUCCUCGCGGAUGACGCGCUCGACUGCUGCAACGUCGAUCGUGAGUUAUUGUUCUGAUAUAGAGGCUGAAGCGGAUAUGGAUGGCGAUGUUGGCACUGAGGAAUCAUUCUUGAAAGUGAGCGGAAACUCGUCUGAUAGCAGAAAACGGGAUGCUGGUAUGGGUUCAUAUCCGAUUGCAUAUGGGUAUUCGAGCACUUUGUCCGACAUGGGUGAGAGUACAGGCGCUCACCUGACGUAUAACAAUCAACCACAAUUCUCCGCGUACGACACAAGCUCACUCAAAACUCCUUCCGCAACCACCUUUACACACCCACAUGCACCUACAAAUAUGCCUGGAUCUAAAGAUACCAACGAAGCAAAAGAAGAAAGGGAUGAACUCAAGCUGGAGUUGGACGCAGAGGAGAUGCUGGGUUGGCGCACGUCGCUUAUCAGCCCCGAACUGGAGUACUCGUUGAAGACGUUCGCGGAGAAGUGGUGAUGCGUGAAAUAUAUGAAUCUGCCUCUUCUUUUAAUCCUUGAGGCGACGAGAGGUGUUGAGUUUCGAGGUCGUAAACCGGUACAGUCGGAUGGACGUUUAAUCUAAUGUAGUUCUAGAAUACCUUCUACCUAUCUAUCUUCCUACAUACUUCGUGUUUCCAAUCACCUUUAAUUACAUUUCCC
Fomitiporia mediterranea MF3/22 is the source of this 2549-nucleotide messenger RNA. RefSeq names its product kinase-like protein. Gene Ontology annotation, molecular function: ATP binding; calcium/calmodulin-dependent protein kinase activity. The transcript has 7 exons. NCBI's taxonomy places the organism in Eukaryota, Fungi, Basidiomycota, Agaricomycetes, Hymenochaetales, Hymenochaetaceae. The coding region runs from base 1 to 2367 and encodes 788 amino acids. The record is from RefSeq and is a predicted model, not a curated record. Gene Ontology annotation, biological process: protein phosphorylation; cellular response to oxidative stress.